AUGGCUAGUAGUGGUGCGGGUGGUAGUGGCGCGGGUGAUAGUGAGGGCCGACGAAUUAAUGAAGAAUUGCAGGCCGCUAUGACAGGGGCGAUAGAUCGCCUGCUACGCGAGGCGAUGCAGCGGCAGCAGCAUGCGGCGAUACCUCGCCCGAUCCGCUGUCGAGCUAUAGUACCCCGGGACCACAUCGCUGCACAUCAUCGAUUAUUUGAGGAAUACUUUGCUCCAGAGCCGCGUUUUGGGGAUGCCUUAUUCCGACGAUGUUUUAGGAUGCAACGUCCGCUAUUUAUGCGUAUCGUGAGUGCUUUAGAGCAUCGAUACGAGUAUUUCAGGUUCAGGGAGGAUGCGGCGGGCAAACCCGAUCACACGCCCAUACAGAAGUGCACUGCCACAAUCAGGCAGCUGGCGUACGAAGGCGCGGCCGACAUGUUUGACGAGUACCUCCACAUUGGCGAGUCAACAGCCCGCGAGUGUCUGUAG
Messenger RNA from Salvia hispanica, 477 nucleotides. The record is from RefSeq and is a predicted model, not a curated record. NCBI's taxonomy places the organism in Eukaryota, Viridiplantae, Streptophyta, Magnoliopsida, Lamiales, Lamiaceae.